AUGGAGACGACGAACAAGAAGAAGAAGAAGAAUCUCCCUCCAGGACCUCCUAAAAUUCUGAUGAUAGGAAAAUUUCUAUUGCGGCGCAAGUCACUCUCAGAGAUGGAAACCAUCCUCAGGGACCUGAUGGUCAAAUACGGCCCUCUCAUUACCCUAAACUUCGGCUUUCGUCUGUCCAUUUUCGUUGGUAGCCGCUCACUUGCUCACCAAACCCUCAUACUGAACGGCGCCGUUUUCUCCGACCGCCCAAAAUCCACGCCCACCCGGAAAAUUUUCAACCGCAACCAGCACAACGUGAGCUCUGCCGCCUACGGCCCCAACUGGCGCCUCCUCCGCCGCAACCUCACCUCAGAGAUCCUCCACCCCUCCCGCAUCAAGUCCUACUCUCACGGCCGUCGAUGGGUCCUUGGUAUGCUAAUUGAUCGCCUCCUCAAAUCUGCCCAAUUGGGAGGAGAGGUAAGGGCGGUCGAUCAUUUCCAGUACGCCAUGUUCUGUCUGCUGGUCUUUAUGUGCUUUGGUGACAAGCUCGACGAAAAUGAAAUCAAACAGAUGGAGACCGUACAACGCCGGUUGCUUUUGAAUUUCGGACGAUUAAACAUUCUCGAUUUCUGGCCUAGCCUCGGAAAGAUUGUGUUCCGUAGACGAUGGAAAGAGCUCUUACAGAUGCGCCAGGAUCAGGAUAACAUACUUAUUCCUGUUAUCAAUGCUCGAAUUAAAGGUGAACAACAGAGACAGAAUGAGGAGCGAAACGUUGAGGAGGGCGUGGUGGCGUACGUGGACACACUGGUGAAUUUGGAGCUGCCGGAAGAGAAGAGAAAGCUUAGCGAGGGAGAGAUGGUGAGCCUGUGCAGUGAGUUUCUUAAUGCCGGCACUGACACCACAUCAACCGCUCUUCAGUGGAUCAUGGCCAAUUUGGUGAAGUACCCUCACUUUCAGACCAACUUAUACGAAGAGAUCAGGAGCGUUGUGGGAGCACCUCCGCCCAGAAAAGGGGAGGGCAGGGGAGAAGAAGAGAUGGUGAACACCAUAGAGGAGAAGGAUCUGCAGAGGAUGCCAUACUUGAAAGCGGUGGUGUUGGAAGGUCUGAGACGUCACCCACCGGGGCAUUUCGUGUUACCCCACACUGUGACGGAGGAGGUGGAGUUGGAUGGGUAUGUGGUGCCCAAGAACGCCACCGUGAAUUUCAUGGUGGCUGAGAUGGGUUGGGACCCAGAGGUGUGGGAUGAUCCCAUGGAGUUCAAGCCCGAGAGAUUUAUGACUUCCACUGCCGCUGGUGAUCACAUGAAGAUUAAUGGAGGGGAAGCGUUCGAUAUUACAGGGACGAGAGAGAUCAAGAUGAUGCCAUUCGGUGCGGGGAGAAGGAGAUGUCCUGCCUCUGAUUUGGCAUUGCUCCACUUAGAAUAUUUCGUGGCCAAUUUGAUUUGGUACUUCGAAUGGACGGCCGUCGAUGUCGAUCUAUCAGAGAGUCAAGAGUUCACCGUGGUCAUGAAAAACCCACUAAAGGCUCACCUCUCUCCCAGAGUCACAUGCUAGUUCACUUCUAAUGAUAUACGACUCACUACCUAUCCAACACGGUCCAAAUAAUCAUGGAUACCCAGUACGACUCAACCGAGUUAUAUUUCAGUCAUCAGUUACCUGCCAAGCCGAUACGCCCACCUUGCUAUCCUACUCAUCAUAAUUUCUUUAGUUGAUUUAUUGUCAAUAGCUUUUCAAAGGUUUCUGAUGCUAUAUAAAUUUUGGGUCUUUUAUGUAAGUCAAAUAACUUGAUCAUGUUUUUCAUACUCCAAUUUAUACUUAGCAUUGACUUGAUGCCGAAUGCACAAAAUAGUGUCAUAUGAUAGAGUUGAAUAGGUAUAAAGAGCCUACUGAAGAU
Messenger RNA from Ilex paraguariensis (yerba mate), 1873 nucleotides. Lineage: Eukaryota; Viridiplantae; Streptophyta; Magnoliopsida; Aquifoliales; Aquifoliaceae. The record is from the annotation of a GenBank genome assembly.